Messenger RNA from Osmia bicornis bicornis, 1162 nucleotides. RefSeq lists its product as uncharacterized. The record is from RefSeq and is a predicted model, not a curated record. Bases 275 to 940 code for a protein of 221 amino acids. Gene Ontology annotation, biological process: regulation of tube size, open tracheal system; septate junction assembly. The transcript has 2 exons. Gene Ontology annotation, cellular component: membrane; septate junction. Lineage: Eukaryota; Metazoa; Arthropoda; Insecta; Hymenoptera; Megachilidae.
GAUACUUCAUAGGAAUGUCAAUUGACAUUUUAGGUAUUUUAAUGCCAAGAUUGAGAACCCUUUCUUUGUAGUAAAUGGUAGCUUCUACUCGUGGGAUAUUCACAGUUUUACAAGGUUAGGUUAGAUGGUAUACUACAUGGUCACUACACAACAUAACGUGUUUGGGUGUGGUUUUAAUACCGUGGGAUCUUUACUAGAUCAGUAGAUUUGAAUUGUUUGUCAUACUCGCUACUCCACACUGUGACUUUCAUUAUUCACCAAAAGAUUUUUCACCAUGAAGAAGAGAAGCUUCUCCGGCAACUGUGGCGUCGGUGUUUUUAUCGUCGCCUUCGUGUGUGUAUGCGUUGCAUUUGGUACACCAGCAUGGUUAGUGAGCGAUUAUCGUAUCACUGGCGCGAAACUCGAUAAAUUAGGACUAUGGACGCACUGCUUUAAAUCUCUUCCAAACCCUCAAGAAAUGGAUGCACCCAGACGUUUUUUCGUUGGCUGUAGAUGGGUGUACGAUCCUUUUACCGCAGGUUACUCUGAUAUUCGUGGUUUUCUAUUACCUCCAUUUAUGAUAGCAACACAGUUUUUCUAUACUUUGUGUUUCCUGUUUGGUCUUAUAUCAUUUAUAUUAAUAUUAUUGUAUACCUUAUGCAGUGAUCCAGAACAAAAACGAUAUGUACAACUUAUAACAACCAUUGGAUAUCUGUUGCUAAUUGGUGGUAUAAGUGGUGGAAUAGCAGUAAUCAUAUUUGCCUGUUUUGGAAACACUGAAGGCUGGAUGCCUGGGCAUGCAAACAACUUUUUUGGUUGGUCAUUUAUAAUGGCAGCUGCAGGCAGUGUAUUAACUAUUAUAACUGGUAUAUUAUUUCUUAUUGAAGCAAAUGUUCAGCGUAAAAAACGAGAAUAUUUGAAAGAAUCUCAAACAAGAUUCCAACUUGAAUCUCGUACAUGAAUAGAGUAUUUUUAACAUAUAAGACUUGCACAAUACUUCAGUACCAAAAUUUUGUAAUACCAUUCCGUCCAUGUAUUAGUUAGCUGUUAAUGAUAGUAGAUUAUAAGAUUUUUGUUACUUUAGUACAAAGUAAAUUGUGAAACAAGAUUUGUAUUUUUGUACAACAUUUUUAUACAUAAGGACAUUAAAACAGUACAGAAGCAUUUCUGUACAAUCAUUUUA